This is a messenger RNA of Mycotypha africana, 1296 nucleotides long. RefSeq lists its product as uncharacterized. The transcript is spliced from 3 exons. The record is from RefSeq and is a predicted model, not a curated record. Gene Ontology annotation, biological process: regulation of DNA-templated transcription. The coding region runs from base 66 to 1208 and encodes 380 amino acids. Lineage: Eukaryota; Fungi; Mucoromycota; Mucoromycetes; Mucorales; Mycotyphaceae. Gene Ontology annotation, molecular function: sequence-specific DNA binding; DNA-binding transcription factor activity.
CUCGUUUUUCUUUUUUCUUUUUUACAAGUAUUUUUCCUUUUUGUCCAACAACACAUCCAUAAAUCAUGAUGAUGUCGAAUACGUUACCGUUAUGCUCAAGUCAGAAAAGACGCGACGACUACUUUCCACCCUCUCCUCCUUUAUCUACAACAGCCACGACGACGACAACAACAACAGACGUAAAGCAUAAACAACUUGAUCUUGAUAAAUUGAUACAGACUUAUGGAAAGCAGCCUGAAUUACUGGAAUUGAUUCUUUCUAGUAAAGUGGAAGAAGACAGACGACUUGCAGAAGAAGCCAAAUUGAAGAGAAAAGAGAUUGAUUACAUGCUGCACCGGAGACAAUCUUAUUCUCUGCAGCAGACACAACCCCAUUACCAUCCCUAUGCCUGUCGUAAAACAUCAGCGCCCCCCUCCUUGCUGCCAUCACUCACUCAUGCUACAGCUGCUACCACCACCGUUACCUCUUCCUCCUCUUCCUCCUCCUCCUCCACCACCACCACCCACAGCAACAACAGCUCUGAAGCAACCUCUUCCUCUGCUCUAUUACCGCCCAUACAACCACCAUCACAUUAUUUUAAAAGACCCAGUUAUGGUACCAACAGUCAUCCUACCAUGGAUAUGCUUUUGACACGUCCCUCCUCACCUCCGACACCAAGAUUGCCCGCAAUCUCCACUUUGAACACGACAGCAAUGAAUGGAAAACCAACUUUAACGACGACUGAAUCAUCCCCACGCUUUAUGAACCAAUCAAUUAUCCACGCACCCUCUACCACGAGUAGGCCACCUACCCUCCUUCAUCCAAGGUCGCAUUUGAACGUAACAGAAAACUUGGUCUCCGCGGGUCAUCCUCCUCCUCCUCCUCCUGCGCCUCCUUCUUAUCAUCCACUACCCACGAGUCGUUAUCCUAAUGCUGGUGGUGGUAAAAAACCACCCAUGAAACGCCAACGACGGGAAAUGCAAGCCAUUUCUACCAUCCUUGAGACCAGAGAAUUCCCGUACAAUGAUGACUAUCUCUGGAAGAACAAUGGCAACACGGUGCAUAAAAAGACAGGUUUCAAAAGUAUAUACUACAAAUGCUCCAACAGUAUCAAAGGUUGUUCUGUCAACAAGACGGUGACCUUUAAGGAAAAUGGUCAAUAUCUCAUUAAAUACAGGGGCCAACACUUGCCAGAAUGCCAUCGGAUCAAGCGAAUUUCUGAUUUAUAGAAGCAAAACAAAAACCCAACCCUUUUGCGUCCUUUUACGACCUUUCUUUCUUUCAUCCGUAAAAUGUAUACCCCUCCUCUUUCCUCAC